UAUUUACCAAGUUGACAGCCCUUUUGACCCGCAACGUGCAUCUUAACGCGGCAGCGCAAUUACUAUUAUAUUUAGUUAAUAUUAGUUAGUUGGGUGUUUAUUAUUAUUUAUUAUGCCAUGAGCAUCUAUCACGACGAGGUUGAAAUUGAGGAUUUCGAAUACGACGAGGAGGAGGAGAUGUAUUACUAUCCAUGCCCCUGCGGUGAUCGAUUUCAAAUCUCCAAGGAGGAGCUUAUCGAGGGUGAGGAAGUGGCCACCUGUCCCAGUUGUUCCCUAAUCAUUAAGGUCAUCUACGAUCCAGAAAUGUUUAAGGCCGAAGAGGAUGAGUCAGCGGCCUUAAAUGAGAAACUCAAUGAAUUAAAAUUGGAGAAGAAUUAAAUAGAUAAGCAUAAAAUGUGGUGUAAUUAUAAAUAGUUUUAUUUAAUAUAGUUUUCCGUUUAAUUGUAAAUAAUACGUUGACUAGUAAACAAUGCUACAUCAUUACAAUGUGUUUAGCAUUAAAAUUAGUUAAAACAAA
This is a messenger RNA of Drosophila willistoni, 517 nucleotides long. RefSeq names its product DPH3 homolog (gene Dph3). Bases 118 to 378 code for a protein of 86 amino acids. NCBI's taxonomy places the organism in Eukaryota, Metazoa, Arthropoda, Insecta, Diptera, Drosophilidae. Gene Ontology annotation, biological process: protein histidyl modification to diphthamide. Gene Ontology annotation, molecular function: metal ion binding. The record is from RefSeq and is a predicted model, not a curated record. The transcript is spliced from 2 exons.